UAAUGGCGAAGGGGCCACGUCUCUCCGCCCUUUGAGGAGGGGCCACUCUUCUUUCGCCAUUGCUUCCUGUCCUCACCAUUUCCUCUCUCUCUCUCUCUCCAUGAUUGUGAGUGAAGCUAGUGAGAGAGCAUGUCACGAGAUGGAGAUGACAUUUCACAGUAUCUUCUCUCUCUCUCUCUCUCUCUGUGAUAUGGACAGGAGAAAUGGAUUGGGUUUCGUGAGAAGUGGAUAUUUUUAAAGACUGGCUCUGUCUCUCUCUCUCAUAUGGGUUGAAGAACUGGAAUAGUUUUUGUGAGAGGAGGAGAAUAAUGAACCUGUAGUGGUCUCUCUCUCCCCCCAUUAUUGCUCUGAUACGAGAUGAGGAAUUGAAUUUGGUUUUCUUACAAGUGGAUGAUUGUGAUGAAAUCGACUCUCUCGCUCUUUUCUGAUAUGGGUUGAAGGAAAUUUUGAGUAGGUCCUAUAAGAAGUGGAUAAUAGUGAAGAUACAGUGCUCUCCCCUCUCUCUAAUGAAGAAGCAGUGGGAAAAUAAUGAAUAAAUGGUGGGUGGUUGGAGUAGAGAGGAGGAGAAGACCUUUGAAAGAGGACUUGCAGAGUACUCAGAGGACACCAUACAUAGAUGGGAAAAGAUUGCUCAAACGCUUCCUGGGAAAACCGUGGAAGAGGUGAAGAAGCAUUACGAUCUCUUGAUCGAAGAUGUGAAUUCGAUAGAGAGUGGAAAGGUGCCAAUCCCCUGUUAUGCUUCUGAUGAUUUUACUGAGCUUCGAGCUUUUGAGAAUGGAGGGGUGGCGAAGAAAGGGGCACUCAGUGGUGGCUCUCUGUAUUCGAAUUUCAUGGGGGAGACAAAUGGGUUGCCCAAGGGAGCUUCGAAAGCUGAGCAGGAGAGGAAAAAAGGCACCCCUUGGACAGAGGAGGAGCACAGGCUCUUUCUGCUUGGCCUUGACAAAUUUGGAAAGGGAGAUUGGAGAAGCAUAUCAAGAAACUAUGUGAUAACGAGAACUCCAACCCAAGUUGCUAGCCAUGCCCAAAAAUACUUUAUAAGGCUCAAUUCCAUGAAUAGAGAUAGGAGGAGAUCGAGCAUACACGAUAUAACCAGUGUGAACACAAGUGGUGUAUCUUCGCCACAUGGUCCUAUCACGGGCCAGAGUGGAUCAUCAAUUGGGACAACGAAUAAGCAUCCAUUGCACAAUUCAGGUGUGGUGCGUGGCGGAGCGUCAAUGAUGGGUGGUCAUUAUCCACAUAUAGUUCCGGCGGCAGUCGGGACCCCUGUUAUCAUACCUCCACCGCCUGGCUAUGGUGCACCCCCGUACAUCGUUCCGGUGGCAUACCCAGUGCCCCCUAAUAUGAUGCAUCAGUGAUCUUUCUUUCUCAUACUCCUUUGCUCACACUCUCUUUGUGGAAUUUUAGAACUAUGCAUUGAGUUAUAGGCCAUGUGGAGUUACAGGACAAUGCAAUUAGAACUGGUUUAAAGGACAUUCAUUGAGCAGUUAAUUAUUUCCCUUGUGAAAAGCUAACAAAUAAAAAAGGGUUUAGAUACCCUUCAAAAUGUUUCUUUUGUAGGGGAUUAUGAAUUUUUAUCAAUGAAAAUUUCUCCUUCAUUUAAGUGAAA
This is a messenger RNA of Amborella trichopoda, 1606 nucleotides long. Its product is annotated as transcription factor SRM1. The record is from RefSeq and is a predicted model, not a curated record. Gene Ontology annotation, molecular function: DNA binding. NCBI's taxonomy places the organism in Eukaryota, Viridiplantae, Streptophyta, Magnoliopsida, Amborellales, Amborellaceae.